AUUAUUAAUUUAAAUUUAGGCUGUGGUGGAAUCUUAACUGAACCUAGUGGAACUUUUGAAAUGAAACACGCUGCUUUUAGUAAUACAAGGAAUUUUAUGAUUGAAUGUGUAUGGUCUAUAACUGUAGAAACAGGAAAAGUUAUUGAAUUAAGGUUUUUGAAUUUUCAACUUGAUGAUAAUUUUUGUUAUGAAGAUACUGUUUUUAUUUAUGAUGGGAGUAAUCGAGAUUAUUCAAAAUUAUUAGGAAGAUAUUGUGGAACUGAAAUACCACCUAUUUUCAAAUCAACUCAAAAUUCUCUUACUGUAUAUUUCCGAAGUUAUGAAGGUGCUAAUGAUAAAGGUUUCAAAGCUGCUUAUAGGACAACUUAUGGUAAGACAUUUUAUUAAUUAGUUACAGGGUAAUUCAAAGAUGUUUGUAAAUAGUUCAUCUUGUUAUACAGUCACUUAUAAAUCACAGAAUAUGAUAUAAGUGAUACAUUUAUAUUUAACUAA
Messenger RNA from Centruroides sculpturatus (bark scorpion), 492 nucleotides. RefSeq names its product membrane frizzled-related protein-like. NCBI's taxonomy places the organism in Eukaryota, Metazoa, Arthropoda, Arachnida, Scorpiones, Buthidae. Bases 61 to 387 code for a protein of 108 amino acids. The record is from RefSeq and is a predicted model, not a curated record. The transcript has 2 exons.